This is a messenger RNA of Trametes versicolor FP-101664 SS1, 1531 nucleotides long. RefSeq lists its product as uncharacterized. Lineage: Eukaryota; Fungi; Basidiomycota; Agaricomycetes; Polyporales; Polyporaceae. The transcript has a single exon. The record is from RefSeq and is a predicted model, not a curated record. The coding region runs from base 110 to 631 and encodes 173 amino acids.
GGUUACGUAUGCCGGGAGCGAUAAUAUUAGUGGGUGGGCAGCCGCGCGCCCCGGUGGCUGGAGACGCGGGUGUGAUCACAGCAAGUGUAAGUACAGAUAGGGCUAGCUGAUGUUGCUUCACAGGCGAGAGCGGGUCUGCCCGUGCACGCAGCGGCGCCAUUUUCGCUGUCUCACAACACUUCCCGGUUUCUGCAAUAGCAGGUACGGCGACACGGCGGGCGCAACGCACGGCCGGGGCCCAGGCCUGCGCGCAUCGGGGUUCUCGCGAAGUUCCUCCCCUCCGCCUCACGUCAUCCGUGUCCGCGCCCGACCGCUGGGGACCCGGCUUCGCGUCUUCCCCGCCUUCUUUUCGCCCGCGCGGGCGGACAGCGCGCACCCGUCACGAUCCACGAUCCGCCCUUCACCUCCUCGCCCUGUCGCCCAUCGUCUCUGCGCGUCCGCGUUCGCGCAUCGGCUUCCGUGCGAGCGUUAUCAGCAUAGACUCGAGAUCCAAGCAGAUGGACGACGAGGGGCGCUUCGGUCCAGAGCUCGUCCUCCCCCCAAUCCCAAUCCGCCGUGCCCACGCCGCCCUGCGUCCUACGUCCGCCCCCAGCGCAGAGUCCGCCCGUUCGCGUCCGCUGGCCUCUCGUGACGGCCGCGCGGCAGCUAAGCCGCUCCCAGAAAUGUCAAACGCCGCUGUCCAGCUGCGUGCCCGAGCAGGCGGCGCUUCUCCCGCAACCGCGCCCCCAAGAAACGCCGGACGCCCGACGUGCGAUCGCGCCGCCGUCGCGAACAGGCCCAAUGUCGCUGCGCGCGCAUGACGACGUCGAGACCCGCACGGGCAGCAGUAGUGCACAGCACAUUGCAGACGAUCGCGAUGUGAUGGCGAUGGCCCCGCACGACACGCCCAGCAGGUCCCGGCCGCAACGGGCAGCGGGGAUCCUGCGUAGAGUUCUCAAGUCGCCGAGCGCGUGCUUCUGGUGGCGUCAGCGGACGGGGCGGGCGGGCGGCAGGAGCCAAUGGCAGGGCCAACGCGCUGGGGCUGGGGAGGGGCAGCCCUGCACGCACGCGCGGGGGGCUCUGGCCCGCGGGCGCAGAUCGCGCGGGGUGCGCACUGGGCGAAGAAGCUUCAGAGAAUCAGCCUCAGCGCGCGCACGCGCACGGUGCGCUCCCAGGCGUGCCCGCGCCCAUUGAGUACGCGCGGGGGCAGUGGCGGCAGCUGACUGGGCUUAUUUCGUCGGCCUCCCACGUCAGGCCCACCCGCAUGACUUGCGGCGCUGGUUUGGGUUGGCGGACGCGGCACAGUGCGCCGGGACAGGAUCGACGGAUUGGGGUGCGAUCGCAGCGAUAAUAGUGGCUGCUCGAGCUUGUUUCGGCGGCGGGCAUGGGUGGGAGAGCGCAGGGUACACAUGUCGGGGUGGUUGGGACAGGCCAACUGGUCGGGAGCGAUGGAGAGGUUAUGAUCAAAGAGCUGCUGGAUGCCGGGGUGGCAGACAUGCGGGCGCUGCUUCUGUGACGAUGGCGUAGCGUUCGGGCUGACGUGCGAGGUGGU